GUUCCCAUGUUCCAUCCGUUGGACUUGGGAGGAAGAGACGAAAAAUGAAAGAGACUAGAGAAAAGACUUUCAUUUGACAAAAAUGAAACGAUUAAAAGGUGAAAGAGAAACAACAGCAGCGUAUAAACACCCAAAAACAACGGCAUUAAUUAUCACUAGCUGCAAAAUUUUCUGGCUACGAUCGUGGAAAAAGAAGAGAAAAUCAUUUCCCCAUUUUCCUUUCUCCUUUUACUUCCCUUCCAUUCCAGCUCCUAAAUUUUGUUCUUGGCAUUUAUAGCUGACGACGGAGCCAAAAAGAAAAACAAACCUGCUCCCACUUCCCUUAUUCUUCUUCUACUACCGCUCCUCUCUCCAUCUCUUUUCCACCUAAUCGCUCACUUUCCCCCCUCAAUCAGUUCCAAGGAUCAAAGGAAAGAUUUUUUUUCCUGGGUUCUGUAGAGAAAGGAGUUUGCUGAAAUGGGUAACCUGAUUUGCAUGGCGAAGAAGGACGGUGGAAGCAAAGGUAACAAUGGAUCGAAGAGCAGCAGGAGGAUGGGCGUGAACAGGUCGCAGAGGAAGUUAUUGGCUGAAGAAGAGUUGAUCCACAGGCAAGCUCUGUCCAUGGCGCUUCACCAGCACCAGUUGUCUCAGCGAUUCGACAAUGGAUCCAUGUCAAGAAGGAUCGGGUCCACUAGCUCCCGCAGGAAAAAUCUGCCUGAUGCUGAUGCUUUGGCCAAUGGGGGGAAUCAGGAUAAGGUGCCCGAGAACCUGGAAAAUAUCAAGAUAAAGAAGUUUGUUCUGAUACACGGAGAAGGUUUUGGCGCCUGGUGUUGGUAUAAAACCAUUGCUCAAUUGGAGGAAGUAGGUCUUGUUCCAGUUGCCUUAGAUCUAGCAGGAUCUGGUAUUGAUACCACAGAUACAAUUUGCAUUAAGACAUUAGCAGAGUACUCGAAACCAUUGAUCAGCUAUUUGGAAAACCUUCCGGAAGAUGAAAAGGUUAUUUUGGUUGCUCACAGUACUGGAGGUGCAUGCGUCUCUCAUGCAUUGGAGCUUUUCCCCGAAAAGAUAUCCAAAGCUAUCUUUGUCUGUGCUACAAUGGUGUCUGAUGGUCAGAGACCAUUUGAUGUGUUUGCUGCAGAGGUAAGAUAAUUGAAAUUUGAAGCUUGAAAUGUUGGCAUCCUUUGUAUAAACAUUAGAGAUCAUUGAUAUAAGAGGUCAAUUUGAUGAUAGAUUAAGGUGAAUGAUAGUGUGCCCCUAUCUUCCUGUGAGGAACUGGUCAAAAGCAUCCGUUUGGGUGUGCAAAAAGUUGUGGAAAUUGUGAAAUCUCCCUUGUGUUAGCAAUCCACUUCUACAGAUCACUCAUCCAAACCUAUCUAUUUGAAACUCAUCCAUUCCAACAGCCCAUCUACUUUAGGAAUCCUUCAUUCUAAUGACCCCUUAGAAUGUUAAGGUAAUUCGUCACUGUGAGCUUUAUGGCAAAUCACUUCAUCAAUGGCAUCCUUUAUGCAUAUGCAUUAGUAGUUAAACCCUCAUUUUCUUCGUUCAUUUUUUUGCUUCUCGAGUUUUAUUCUUUGCAAUCUCUAUACUAGUGCUUAUUUUUUCUCUAUGCCUUUCAAUAGCCAAAGUCUUGAUAAACGAUAAUGACUGAAGUUCUCCCUUUGCAGCUCGGUUCUGCUGAUCGCUUCAUGCAGGAGUCGCCGUUUCUGAUUCAUGGGAAUGGAAAGGACCAUCCUCCCACUGGCUUCAUGUUUGAAAAGCAGCUGAUGAAAGGUCUAUACUUCAAUCAAUCACCAACGAAGGAUAUUGCUCUUGCGAUGGUUUCCAUGAGACCCACGCCCCUAGGUCCAAUAAUGGAGAAGCUGUCACUAACACCGGAGAAAUAUGGUGCUUCUCGACGUUUCUAUGUUCAGACGCUUGAUGAUCGUGCUCUCUCACCGGACGUUCAGGAGAAGCUGGUGGGGGAAAACCCGCCAGAAGGAGUGUUCAAGAUCAAAGGGAGCGAUCAUUGCCCAUUCUUUUCCAAGCCUCAGUCUCUGCACAAGAUAUUGGUUGAGAUUGCUCAGAUUGAGUAGUGUUCUGCAACUGUUGCUAGAAUGGGAGGAAUUGCAAUCGAUGAUGACUGGGAGUUCGCUUCACCUUCUACCGAAGACCCUUGGUCGAUCGUUCUAGUUGGACGCACUGGUAAUGGGAAGAGUGCAACAGGUAAUAGCAUUCUAAAGAGGAAAGCUUUCCAGUCCAAGAAUAGUUCAUCUGGGGUUACGCGUUCCUGUGAGUUGCAGUCGACUCUGUUGGGAGAUGGUCAGAUCCUCAACGUCAUCGAUACUCCUGGGCUUUUUGAUUUCUCUGUGGGGGCUGACUUUGCGCACAAGGAGAUUGCCAAGUGCAUCAACAUGGCUAAGAAUGGGAUCCAUGCUGUGGUCCUUGUGUUCUCUGUGAGGAAUCGGUUUACCGAGGAAGAAGAGGCUACCAUUCGUAACUUACAGUCGUUGUUUGGAAAGAAGAUCAUCGACUACAUGGUUGUAUUGUUCACUGGUGGAGAUGAACUUGAAGAUAAUGAUGAGACUCUAGAGGGUUAUUUGGGUGAUGAUUGUCCUCGACCUCUAAAGGAAAUUCUGUCACUGUGUAAGAAUCGGAAGGUUCUGUUUGAUAACAAGACUAAAGACGAGUUCAAGAGAGCUGGACAGGUCGAGGAGCUUCUUGCCCUGGUUAACAAUGUUGUGAUGCAGAAUGGUGGACGACCAUACACGGAUGACAUAUUCGUCGAAAUGCAGAAACAUACUAAGAUCAUUCGUAACAAGCAAGCUGAGAUUGAGGCCCUUCAAGUUCAGCACCACUCUUCUCAGGAAAUAGCCGGUCUGAAACAGCUGAUGCAUGAUCUGUACCAAGAACAGCUCAAACACAUAACUGAGAUGGUCGAGUCGAAGCUUCAUGAGACAACAGUCAAACUCGAGCAGCAGCUGGCGAAGGAGCAAGCCGCACGUCUCAAGGCAGAGGAGUUCGCACAGCUGACUCACUUGCAGUCGAGCAACGAGAUCCGCCAGCUGAGAGAGAACCUCGAGAGUGCCCGAGCGGAGACCGAGAGGCUCCGCGAGCAGGCAGAGAGGGAAACUGCGAUCCUGUGGUUGAAACGAAGUCUCGUGAGGGCCCAGAUGGGGACAGGGGAGAUUCUGAAGAGGGCCGAGUCCCAUUCUGCUGUUCUGUGGCUCCAUAGGAGUUUGGAGAAGGCUGAGAAGGAGACUGUGGAGCUGUUGCAUCAGGCUGAGAAGCAUUCGGCGGUGUUGUGGAUUAGGGAGAGUGUGAGGAAGCUGCAAGGGAAGCUGAGUAGCAAUGCGAAUCCGGGGGCUCUAACCAUAUGCUGCUGGAAAAUGCAUUCUCUCAACAUGGCUGAAGGAAAGGAAGGAUCAUCAGAUUUGCUUAGAAUGGGAGGGUCUGCAAUAGAAGAUGAGUGGGAGUUAACCAUGCCAUCUAGUGAGCCUCGAACGAUCGUGUUAGUUGGAAAAACUGGCAAUGGGAAGAGUGCAACAGGAAACACCAUUCUUGGAGAAAGAGUCUUCAAGUCUAGGACUAGUUCGUCUGGUGUUACAAGCAGCUGUGAAUUGCAGACAACUGUCUUGGGACAUGGUCAAAUUGUCAGUGUUAUUGAUACUCCUGGACUUUUUGAUGCUUCCAUUGGAUCUGAUUUUAUUGGCAAAGAAAUAGUCAAAUGCAUCAAUAUGGCAAAAGAUGGAAUUCAUGCAGUCAUCCUUGUAUUGACCGUGAGGAACCGCUUUUCGGAAGAGGAAGGAGCUGCAAUUCGAAGCCUGCAGUCUUUGUUCGGGACAAAGAUAGUCAACUACAUGGUUGUAGUCUUCACUGGUGGAGAUGAUCUCGAGGAAAAUGAUGAAACUUUAGACGAUUACCUGGGUCGUGAUUGCCCUCAGUCUUUGAAGGAAAUCAUGUCACUAUGUAACAAUCGAGUUGUGCUUUUUGAUAACAAGACUAAAGAUGAACUGAAGAGAGUUGAACAGGUUAAGCAGCUGAUGACACUUGUGGACAGUGUCAUAGCACAGAAUGAUGGAAAACCUUACACAGAUGAUAUCUUCAUCGAGAUGCAGAAGGCAAAGAUCCUGCGUGAUAAAAAACAUGAGGUCAAUGCCCAGAACUUGAAUGGUGCCUCUGAUCAGGAACUGGUUAAUCUGACAGCGGAAAUGAACAAAGCAUAUGAUGAACAGCUUAAACGCAUUACUAAAAUGGUCGAGGAAAAGCUGCGGGAGACGACAAGCAGGCUGGAGCAGCAACUGGCAGAGGAGCAAGCUGCACGACUGAGGGCAGAGGAGGUCGCCCAGAUGGCCCAGUUGCAAUCCAACGAUGAAAUCCGCCAGCUCCGGGAGAAUCUAGAGAGAGCUCAGAAGGAAACCGAGGAGCUCCGCAAGAAGGCUGAGAAGAACAAGAGACUAAGAGGAAUUUCCCCAAAAAUGGGAGGAUGCUCCAUAGAAGAUGAGUGGGAGCUCACCUCACCAUCUAGUGACACUCGAACAAUCGUUCUAGUUGGACGUACUGGUAACGGUAAAAGCGCAACAGGUAAUACGAUUCUCGGGGAAGAGGUCUUCGAUUCGCAGCUCAGUUCAUCUGGCGUCACCACUAGCUGCGAGCUGCAGAUUGCUGUUUCGGAAGAUGGCCAGAUAGUCCAUGUCAUUGACACUCCUGGACUUUUCGAUGUCUCCCUGGGACGCGAUCGAAUCGUGGAAGAGCUCGCCAAAUGCAUCAGCAUAGCCAAACACGGGAUCCACGCGGUCAUCCUCGUGCUCUCGGUGAAGACUCGGUUUACAGAGGAGGAAGCAGCGACGAUUCGCAACCUGCAGCAUCUGUUCGGAAAGAAGAUAGUCGAGUACAUGAUUGUUCUGUUCACCGGUGGAGAUGAGCUCAAGAAGGGCAGAACUUUAGACGAUUUUCUGGGCCGUAAUUGUCCUCAGCCUUUAAAGGAAAUACUCUCACUCUGUCACAACCGGAUGGUGUUGUUCGAUAACAACACGAAGGAUGAAGCGAAGAGAGCUGGACAGGUGAAGGAGCUCAUGGCACUAGUGAACAAUGUCGUGGUGGAGAACGGUGGGAGGCCCUACACAGACGAUGUCUUCAUCGAGAUGCAGAAACGUGACAUGGUCCUGCUUGAUAAGCAACAUCAAGUGGAUUCACUGAAUUCAAACGGUGCAGCCACGAAUGAGGAACUGGUUAAGCUGAAAGAGGAGAUGAUCAAGUCAUACGACGAUCAGCUUAAGCGAAUCACUGAAAUGAUUGAGGAGAAGCUGAAGGUGACGGCUGAGAGGCUGGAGGAGGAGCAGGCUGCGCGAUUUAAGGCAGAGGAAGCUCUGAAGGACGAGAUUCGUAUGCUUCGAGAGAAGCUUGAGAGAUCUGAGAAGGUAGCCGAGGAGCUGCGUAAGGAGGCAGCUGAUCGGAAGCAGUCUGAGAAGCAGCAGCCGAAGUGUGCAAUCCUCUGAAUGAUGCACUCAGACUGGCGAGGAGCAGUGCACAUUUUCGUCUGUGGGGCGGAGUUUUGUGUUGGGGAAAUUUUCUUUUGUAAGUUUUGUGUUGGCUUCACAACUCAGGUUCAGGGACUUGGUUCAGGGCUAUGGAUGUGUAGGAAAUUAAAGAGUGGAACACAUCAAAUUUGG
This is a messenger RNA of Linum tenue, 5627 nucleotides long. The record is from the annotation of a GenBank genome assembly. Lineage: Eukaryota; Viridiplantae; Streptophyta; Magnoliopsida; Malpighiales; Linaceae.